AGAAAACAUACAGAAAGUCUUGGUUCAACUUAAUGUCAUUUGUACGGAACAACGUCAUAUUGACCAUUAUGACGUAAUGGAAUCACAAAGUGUAAACAGAAAGUACCUAAACAGAAAGCAUAUGAAUAAAUUAUAUAUUUUACGAAAUGCAACUAAAGAAUAAUCGACAAUAUCCAUUUAAAUGUUGUAGCUAUCGAGCGACGUCUUGUGGUAAAGGAUGAACGGGAUAAAGAACCACAGAAAUGAAGAAACACAAAUCGUAGAAGAGUCCACAGCAAUAUUGAAUUGGUUGGUCAAACGCAUAAAAAGCAACCAACAUUCGCAAGCAACGAAAAUACCUAAAUGCAUAGAUGGAAAUAAAUACGAUACGAAAACGAAGAGAAGCGGUCUAACAGACGCAAUAGUAACCAGCACGUCGCAACCAACUGUACUGAACAAAACCAAUGUUAAUAUAAAGCACAAAUCAGUCACUCAAGACGAGAAAAUUGUGCAAUGCCGAAAAAUCUGGAUCGAAAGUUGCAUUAAAGAAAGGUCUUCGAAAAAAUCGACUUACAAAAAAACAGGAGCAGCCUGGGUGAGACCUGAACCAUCUACCUCGAAGUUUGUUGUCGAAGAAGAAAAUAUUACCAAAGAAAAACUGGAUGAGAUUUUUAAGGAAAUGGAAUCGUUUAUGCUGCCACCUCUAAGACCGAUUGAAACGGUAUGUUUAGAUAUACGCUUAAAAUAAGACAAACAGAAAAUACAUUUUCGCGGUAGCCUAUACCAUGCUACUUAGUGUGUGGUAUAUACCAUAAAUCGAAAAAAAUAUAUAUUUAUUUAUUUUUUUAAAGUCUGCCGUAUUGGUUUGGUCAUUUAUUCAUGUUCUAUCUAUACCAAUUAGCAAUCAAGAGCGCCAGUACUGAACUGCCUAUUGUUGUCACUUUUCGCUGAUUAGGUUUUUGCACUAUAGUAUAUAAGUAUACUUUACAUUCAGGAGGCGGCUAAAGAAUGGAAUUCGGUUCUGAUGCAGAAGUCAGAGCUCUGUUCCGAAAUCAUCCGAAAAGACGCGAAGUUGGCACGGUUGGCGGCAGAUGCUAAGUGGCGCCAAAAGCGGUUGGAAAAGUUGGAGAAAAGAUC
Ciona intestinalis (vase tunicate) is the source of this 1116-nucleotide messenger RNA. Lineage: Eukaryota; Metazoa; Chordata; Ascidiacea; Phlebobranchia; Cionidae. The record is from RefSeq and is a predicted model, not a curated record.